AUGCUGCACCGGGCGGCCCUGGAAGAUGAACCGCGAUCGUUCCACCCCAGACGUCCCUCGGGCCCUCUCACGGAGCCCCCGUCGGGCCCCCUCCCCAAUCGACCAGCUUCACGCUCUUCACGGCCAGCCUCGCGGAACAGAUUCGGGAAUCCUUCCGGGACCAGUGUGUCCACGGGAUUGGGGGUUGUGUCGGAGAAUGGACCGGGUCGGCAUCCCACGUUGGUGCAAACGAGUCCCAUUAACGAAGGCCUGGGGACCCUAAAUCGCUGGUCGCAGUCCACCGCAUCCAGCAAGAGUCCAUCAGAGCAUAAUGGCCACCGGCGCGGCAGCUCCAAGAUGUCCAUCUCAGGCCACAGUCCACACCGAGGUCCCAAGCUGGCUGAAUUGCCCGAGUUGAGCCUCCCAGAGUUAAGAGCAUCGGAGAUCUUUUCCACCGACCCAACUACCUCCCAUCUCGACCUUUCUUUCACGGCCUCGAGUCAGAUAUUUCAAAGUUCUUCCAACAAUGAUCCUCGAGAACUGGGCAAUCUUCCCCCUUACCACGAGCCGACCGCAACGCGCACGAGUGAUGGCGCGGCUUCUGCAGAUGGCGAUGGUGACGGAGAGAAUCGACAAUAUGGACAGACACAGAAAGCAAUGCUAUCCAAAGCACUGCAGAAGGCGAAUACGGCUGUACUUUUGGACAAUGCUGCGAAUUUUGAAGGCGCCAUGGAGGCUUAUACCGACGCCUGCCAGCUGCUGCAAUUAGUGAUGUUGCGGAGUAAUGGAGGCGAUGAAGAGAAGAUUAAACUCCAGGAGAUUCGCGAUACCUAUAUGAUCCGCAUUACCGAACUCCAGCGCCUGGACUUCCCUAUGCCGGAUAACGAUGGCAAGGCGCUUCCGGAGCGUCCCUUGAGUCAAGAGUCCUAUGGCGAGCUCCUUCAUGCCACGGUCCACGAUGACUCUCAUAUCGACAGCCAACACAGCUCAGCCCAUUCCAGUCUAGGCCUUCAACCGGCAUUUGAAGAAUCCAGGUCUCUCCCGCUCGAGGCGAUCCCUCCCCGCCGCCAAUCGCUCCGACCAUCUGCGCAAUCGGGUAGGACUACUCCAGCCGGUCUUGGGAACAACCUCGCAGCUUAUAGUGGGCAAUUCCUUGAGCCCGCGGCUGUGCAAGAAACCAACGAGUCAACCUCCUGGCUGGACACCAUCGACGAGUCGGGUGCCUCCUCGCCGUCAUCUGCCAACUCCAAGGCCUCGUCAGUGUACCUGCGCCGGCGAACGAGUCGCCGCCUCAGCACCGAUACCGAAGCCGAAUUUGAUGCCGCACUUGACGCCGCGGUGGAAGCUGCAUAUGACGAGGGUCUCGAGCCGGUGAUGGAAUACAAUGACGAAGAGAGCGAUGACAUCGUAGCCAAUGCUCGCAGAAAUAUUGAGCUGGCGAAGCAACGGGUACGAGAAGCUGAACUAGAGGCUGAGGCUGCCAUGAACCGUGGUCGAGAGUUCCGCCAUCUUCAGGAACAACCCAGUCUGGACAACAUGGGCCGGAAUUCAGAGUACCUGGAUGAAGAAGCUGAAGAAGAGGAGCGACUGCUAGAGGAGAUGACCAAAGGCUACGUAAUGGAUGAUUUCGAGUUCGGUAUCCAAUCCAAGUCUGCCCUUCCUCGCGAGUCAGACUCGAGCAACAUUUCUGGGCGAACCUGGGAAAGCUCGGCUGCUUCAAAUAUCACGGGCACCGGCGGCGCGACUCUGUCCACGCUCACGGAGGAUGAUGAUAAUAUUUUCCCUCCCGACUUGACCGACCGAAACCAAUUGCCAUCCUCUCCCCCCACGGCGGCAUUGCCUCCCAUUCCUGUUUCGUCCGACUUCCCUGGCCUACCACCUCACCGAGCAUCGUUGUCCGCUCCCCCUCCCCCUCCGCCUCCCAUGGGACCCCCUCCUGUUCCCGGGGUACGAGCUCGGAGGCUGUCGGGACAUGCGUUGAAUGAACUGAAGAUCGAAACUGGCACACGUCCUCGCGGCGAUUCCUCUGUCUCGAAUGUCGAUCCCUUCACGGCGCCCUCGCCCUCGCCGGGCCCUCCCCCGCCUCCCCUCCCCAAGGACGAACCUUCACAAGAACCUCCUCGAGCUUCGACGCCGAGCUUCCGUGCCAAUCUGCAUCCAUCGAAACGUAACCCCUCAGUUGGAUCUGUCGUGGACAACCUCACCUUGGCCAAGACCCGCACUCACGAAGACGAUGAUCUUGGAAUUCCCCCUCUCCCCGCCUCUGCACGCCCACUGGGUAAAGUUCCAUCCGCUCCAGACGGCCUCGACAAGGCCCAUACCAACUCCAAAUCCUUCCGCAGUCGCAACGUCUCUGUCCCUACUGCCGAUACCGCCCCGGGCUCUCCAACAACCCCGUGGAGUGGUUCGUUCCCAUCUCUAGACACUCAGAAGGCCGCAAUGGUCCCUAGUGUUCCCAUCCUGCCUACUCCAUCGGCGGCACACUUCACACAGAAUGGUCUUCCCACUGGUGGUCUCAACCUUUUCGACUACGAUAUUCAUUCUCCUACUGCUCUGGGCCGCCCGAACUCGCUGGUGCACAAUGCUCCGCUCCCUCUUGAACCUUGUCCCGAGUCAUUCCUCCUCCGGCCCUUCUGGCUCAUGCGAUGCUUGUAUCAGACACUCUCUCAUCCCCACGGCGGUUACCUCUCCGCAAAACUCUUCAUUCCUCGUGACGUCUGGCGCGUGAAGAACGUCAAGAUCAAGGCCGUCGAGGACAAGGUGUCAAACUGUGAUCUGCUCACGGCGGCCCUUCUCAAACUGGCGCAGGUGGACAUGUACGACGCGGAUGCCGUGCUAGAGGAGAUGCAAUCGUUCGAGGGUGUUCUCGAUCAGGUCCAGAUUGCAUUAUCCAAGAAGCUGGGCAGUGAAGUUGGCGUCCACGCCGCCAUUCCCUUGUUCAAGCCUACCGCGUCUUUCGAUGAUUCUGCGCACCCCGAGCCGGCCUCUUCCAGGAGCUCUGGUACUUCCAACAAAUCUUACAGGCCGACGUGGAAACGCCUGCGAUCUAAGACCUCGGGCAUUAGUACCGUCAACUCGACGUUCUCGACGACACCUCGCGAUAGUAACAAAGAGCACCUGACUUUGACCUCAGUGCCCAUGACCACGGCGCCAGUUAGUCAGACUCGCCGUAGUGUGACCUCGCUGGAUUUCACGGGUCCGAAUUCUCAUUAUAUGGGCGCAUUAGCACGUCUCUUUGAUGCUGCUCAAAUACUGGAUCAAAUCGCCCAGCAAGUCGAGGACCCAGGUCUCAAGCACUCCUCUCCGACCCAUGUUGGCCUGGAGCUAAGCACGCGACACGCAGCCGAGUUCUUUGGCUUUUACAUCUGCCGCUUCGCUUUGGCUGAUGUAGGUCUCAUGCUUGACAAGUUCAUCAAGCGUGGCAGUGAGUGGGUGUUGAUCUAG
Messenger RNA from Penicillium daleae, 3423 nucleotides. RefSeq lists its product as uncharacterized. Bases 1 to 3423 code for a protein of 1140 amino acids. The record is from RefSeq and is a predicted model, not a curated record. The transcript has 3 exons. Lineage: Eukaryota; Fungi; Ascomycota; Eurotiomycetes; Eurotiales; Aspergillaceae.